UUAAAUGAUGUGUUGAAAAUGAUUGAUUUGUAGACGGUUUAAAAUGGAAUAUUCUUGGCAUAUGGAGGACAGUGGAACUAAUUUAAGGAGAUUGCAGAGAAAUCCAGGUCCGGGUCUCAUCGACGAGCUGGAGGCCUACAUGGCGCCCGUGGGGGACUAUCCGCCGGACCGGAGGCUCGGGAACCACCAACUCCCCGAAAGCCCCCCAGACUCUGGCUCCGAGAACCCCUACAGCCCGGACACCUCCCACAUACCCGUCCUGCCAGAAUACGUGGUCCCCUCACACCUGCAGGAGCUGGUGCCAGGAGAAUACAUGUAUGAGGAGCUAAAAGAUAACCUGGACGUGGUGGUGAUGCCGGGGGAGGUGGAGCUGGGGGGGAGGCUGGAGGGGAUCUAUCCUAGGCACUCGUCCCUCAACGACAUCUUGCGACGCGCGCUCGCUAGCGCUAACGUGCCGGCUUUGCUGGAGCCAUCCGGCGUCCUCAGGGACGAUGGUAAGAGGCCGGAUGGCAUGACGCUGAUUCCAUGGGAGAUGGGGCGGGUGUUGGUGUGGGACGCUACAUGCGUCGAUACACUGGCCCCGUCCCAUCUUCAUGGCACCUCCGUCUCGCCGGGUGCAGCUGCAGAUGCGGCUGAGCGAAACAAAAGGAAUAAGUACAGCCGCAUCGGGACAUUUCCUUCCAGGUACAACCAAAUGCGGGUAGACCUCCCGGAGCUAGACCAGACCAUCAUCAGCCCUCAGCUGGUGUCCCUCGGCCAUGAGACCUUAACACCAGUUUACACAACCCUACAGGAACCAAGCACGAAGAAGAGGAAGCACUCUCAAGACGUUUCUCAAGUCAAGUGUGAACCAGCAGCCCUAUCACCAGAAACGCACGUCCGCCCAGCGCCACCUUCCGUAGAGGGCUCAGAGGCAGGAGAUGACGUGCCCCUCCAGUGUAUAAGAUUCGCGCCCUUCCAGCAGAAUCUGUGGCACACGCUGUAUGACUGCAACCUGAAACCACUCCAACCCCCCUCCUACGUCGUCGGCGCCGACAAAGGCUUCAACUUCUCUCAGAUCGACGAGGCCUUCGUCUGCCAGAAGAAGAACCAUUUCCAAGUGACCUGCCAGAUUCAGAUGCAGGGCGACCCGCAUUACGUCAAGACGAACGAGGGGUUUAAGAAGAUUAGCGGGUUUAGGCUGCAUUUUUAUGGUGUCAAGGCAGAAGAUCCCAGUCAAGAAGUGAGAGUAGAACAAAGCCAAUCCGACCGUACGAAGAAACCUUUCCAUCCUGUACCAGUGGAACUUAGACGCGAAGGAACAAAAGUGACCGUCGGCCGCCUCCACUUCGCAGAGACCACCAACAACAAUAUGAGGAAGAAGGGGCGACCUAACCCUGACCAGAGACAUUUCCAAUUGGUGGUGGCUCUUAGAGCGUAUGUUCCUAGUGGGGAUGUCAUGGUUGCUGCUAGCGCUAGCGACAGGAUUAUUGUCAGGGCAUCGAACCCAGGACAGUUCGAGUCGGACUGCACCGAGAACUGGUGGCAACGGGGCGUGUCCGACAACAGCGUCCACUUUAACGGUCGUGUCGGGAUUAACACUGACCGGCCUGACGAGUCCUGUGUCAUUAAUGGUAAUCUCAAAGUGAUGGGUCACGUUGUCCACCCAUCAGAUGCUCGGGCGAAGCACAACAUUGAAGAGUUGGAUACGGCGCAGCAGCUGAAGAAUGUUCAGAGCAUCAGAGUUGUAAAGUUCAACUACGACCCGUCCUUCGCCGAGCACUCGGGCUUGCUCGGGUUCGACCCGACGUCCCCCGCCCCGCAGGCCGACACGGGGGUCAUUGCGCAGGAGGUCAGACAAGUGCUGCCAGAAGCGGUGAAGGAGGCAGGAGAUGUCACGCUGCCGAAUGGGGAUACCAUACACAAGUUUUUGGUUGUCAAUAAGGACCGUAUCUUCAUGGAGAAUCUCGGAGCAGUCAAAGAGUUGUGCCGAGUGACUGGAAACCUGGAGUCCCGUAUCGACCAUCUGGAGAAGAUUAACAGGAAAUUGUGCAAAAUCAAUAUUCUUCAGAGGAGAGACAGUGCUCGGUCUAAUAUUAGCAGCGACUCCCACUUCUCAGCCAUAUCCUCCUCAUCAAAAUCCUUCUACAGCGACGGCAACAUAUCCAUAGACCAAAUACGCGACAUAGCCCGCAACAUCCGACGACACGAGUGUUGCCACAAACUCAGCCACAACUCCCCCAAAUACACAAGGAAACAAUGCAAAACCUGCCACGACCCACGAAACUACUCGAAAUACGGGAAAUUCUACAACAACAAUAAAACCUGCGUGAGAUACCAUAAAGAGGAAAACCACGAAUGCAAAUUCCCGCCUUACGUUGGCACUUUGGAAUCUGACAUUCAGAAAAUCUCGGAUGACAGCACGAUGUCGAAAAAAAAAGAUACUUGUCUGUGGUUGAAGGAGGAUUUCGCGCCUGGCAACAACAAGCUGGCGUUUUGCUGUAAGAAGGAGUACAGUGAUGCCAGCAGCGAAUUGAUUUCUAAUAAGUUUUUGCAGAUUGUGAUCACGAUUUUAAUUUUCAUUAUGGCUGUUUGUUUGGUGGUAAUGUCCGCACUAUAUUUCCGUGAACAUCAAGAGUUGUUAAACAUGAAGGAAAAUAGACAGCAUGAAAAAUACACGUACUACAACUAUAGGAAAGAAAACAUUCCUUACAGAGCCACGCCUCCCGACUUGAACCAAAUACAGAAUUUGAAAUUCUCACAACAUGCGCCUUCGAAGAAAAAUACAAAAGAAAAAGGCCCACACAAAACAACUCCUGAGUUUCCGACCACACCGUCCACAGAGUCUCUGCGCACUAUCGCUUCUACCCUCCACGCUUCAAGGAACUACGUUCGCGACGUGCUAAACAUGGAUGCCACACACUCACCGCUGGACCGCGCGAUCUCAAUAACAGCAACAGCAGACAUCGUUGGAAAACUCGCAAGUGCUUGCAGCUUUUCUGCUAACUCUGAGAAUGACCUGUACGCUGAAUGCCAGUCGCCAUGCAACCUGGAGCCCCCACAAGCCUUCGAGAACCAGGAGCCCUUGGAGCGGAAACCAGAGCUGAAUGAUACCUUCAGACCCCCAGAACCUCCAGUAAAGGAUAAUAAACUCCCAAACAUCCCAGUGAUACCUGAAAAAAAUGCCACAGAGCCCCUAAAGCAAGACAACGAUUCUAUCCAACGCUUCAAAAAGAUACCCGACGAAAUAAUGGCUGAAAACACUUUGCUGGAUCCUAAUAAGUUGAACCAGACGGAUAACUUGACUGGGAGAGUGAGAAGGGAGAUAGGGAAACGAGUGAGGAAGAGAGAGGCGAACGAAGCUUUGUCAGCUUCGAUGCGGAGUUCAGAGGAGAAUUUGGAGCAGCUUUCUGCGGAAAAAUACCCAGUUACCUUCGGUAUCGCGACGCAAUCUUUUACUAACGAUUCGCUCUUCACUGCAAUGGUGACGUCACACAUGACGUACAACAUCACCUACACCGUCCCGCUCUCGCACUGCCUGCAUGACAAGGACAUCGAUAUGGUUAUCAGGUCACCUCACCACCAACUCAGCGAGGUCCGCCUUUGCGACCUCCAAUGCGACGACGCGGACAAGAAAUGCCUCCGGGUCCGCGACGACACUAAGCCGUUUUUACAGUACGGUGCCUGGGUGCUCAGGAUGCCAUUGAGCUGCAAGAUGGAUAGAAUGCUCAGGAUCAGAGCUUCGUUUGCGCCUAAUAAGAACAUCUGCUUUGCCUCGGACCACAUAUCGUCGCUCCUGGUCUACAAUAUACACGUUUACAGAGAUUGUAACUGAUGUUUGUCAUAAUAGUUAUUUGUCAUAAUUUUUCGUUUCGACUAGCUCGUGUUUGCGUUUAUGUUAAACUCCGAAGUAUUUUAUGGUAAUUUAAUAGAGUCUGCGGAAAGAGAAGAGUCGUGCAAUGUAUGGGCUAUGCGGGGCUCUCCAAAUCCCGCGGGCCAAAUCCGGUCUGCGACGCGUUCCAAUCCGGCCUGCCGACACCCAAAGCCUCCGGCUCACGGGAGACAGGCUCCAGGGGUUCAGCCCUAACAGCAGCAACCAGAUACACACGCGAAAGUUUAUACAGGGCCCUCAGUUAAAAAGUUUCGAGACCCCUGGCCUAUUGCAUUUCACGACUCUUCUCUUUCUGCACAGACUAUUCUACAAAACUGUUUAGCCAACGUCAGUAACUAUACAUUAUUAUGUUGAGUAUAUCAACCCUUUUAGCGCUACACGUGAUCGUAUGCGGCGGGCCAUUGUGAUGUGUCUGAAUGCACGAAGGUUGAUAUGAUAUUGGGCUGUAGCGACGCGCGUCAAUUGACGUCUUUGACAGUCACAACCAAUGAUCUUUUGUCACAGACAAGACAUCCUCCAGACUGAGCAUAGUAGCGCUACCCCCUCUGCCACAAAUAUACGGUAGUUUUACUCCAUUCUCGAGUCAAAGUGUCUUUGUGUGACGUCCGUGUCUUUGAGCGGACCAAUCACGGCACGUCUCAAUCUCACCUCGUCCCCCGCACCCCUGGAUUUUUGGCAUCAUGUUUCAUGAAAUAAUUGCUCUAAACACGGUUUAGAGGAUUCGCAGUUUAUGUUGGCGGUCAGUUUAAGAGGACUUCAUAGAAUCAAUUGAAAUAUAUUUUUAAAUAGUUAAAGCAUUUAAAGUUCAUAAUGACAUAUCUUUAUUAAGAAUCUCGUUGGAAUCUGAAAACUUGGUGAUGAAAAUAAUUGUACUCGUUUUUUUUUCAAAUGGCAGUAAACUAUUUCUCUAUAUAGCCUAAGAAAUUUGUUUUUAUUUGACAAAGUUUUUAUUGUGUAUAUUUUGGUCGUAUAUUUAAUGUGUGUUUUCAAAAGUAUUAAUUACUUAUGAUUCAAUAAUUAUAAGUAUAUGAUGAUAGCGAUUCCUAGACAUAUUUUUCUUAUAUAAGUAUAAUAUUUCCUAAAUAAUAUAAUACAUUCCAGAAGUGCAAUUAUAUUUAUAUUGUCCGUCCUCUAGGCUCAAAUACUAAAUGCGUAUUUGUUAUAUAUUUAUGGAUAUUCUCAUAUAUUUCCACAUGAAUCUCAUAUAUGUAUUACAGAUAUAUGGACUAAAUUUUGAGGUAUUACAUUUUUAAAUUAUACCUAUUUAUAAGAACCUUGUCAUUCAUUAUAAAUGAAAACACAUUCGAUAAUCUUUUUUUACACAUAGUAAAAUUAGUUAAAUGUACAGCACAUUGCGAAUUGAUCUUAUACGAAAUAUAAACCGCCUAGGUAUAUUUUUAUUGCAUAUAAUUUAAAUUUGUGUUUUUUUUACAUAACAAUUAAAUGGAUACAUGUUUUUGACGAAAUAAGACAGUAUUUUCAUAUAUUUUCAAAUGUCAAAAAAAUUGACAUAAUUUUGAAUUUAUUUUCAUGAAUUUGUUACAUUUUAAGAUUGAUGAUAUAAUAUUUAAGUCAAUUGUAAGUAAAUAAAAUUUGGUGGUAGCUUUUUUAUUUUACUUUGUACUUUACAGUACAUAAAUGUACAUUUUAAUAUGUUUUGUUUGUUAUUGAUAAUCGUUUACGUAUAUGACGUAUUUUAAAGCUUUAUUGUUAUUUUAAGGGUAUUUUUUUCUAGAAAAAACUUAUUAUAAAUGAUAUUUAAUACUCAUUUUUGGUAUUUUCACUGGUUUUCUUCACUAUAGAUAGAUCUCUGAAAAUAUCACAUAUUUUUUUCAAAAAUAUCUCAAUGAAUUUUGUGCUUUAUAUUUGAUGCAAUAGAGUACACUUUAUGAUUGUAAUAUACACAUUCCAAGCCAGUACUUAACUAGAAAAUAAGUAAAUUUUAAGACCAGUUUAGAAAAAGUAGUGCCACUAUCCUUUAUACCAACAUAACAUAUUUAUUAAAUAAUAAUGUCACUUAUUUUUAAAAAUGUUAGAAAUAAUUAUAAAAAUAGGCUUCUAUUAUUUUUUUGCUCAAUUGUUUUGAUUAGUAUUGAAACCUUUAUUCUUAUGUAUAUGUCAUUAUGACAACUUCAAUAUAAAAUCUUGAAAAACCAGUGUUUACGAUAAAAUCUUUUUCUCAAAACUGUCUUAAGAUUAAUUUUACGUCUUGCCAUAUUUUAGACUUAUUUAAAAGGUAGGUGCAUCACUUUGUAUUACGACAUAGAAUUUAGUUAUCAUAAUUAGGUCAAAUAUAAUUAUAGCAAACAUUUUUAUAAGAUGUUUGUUUGCUCCACAUUCCGUUAAAAUAGAUGUGUCGAGUUUUAUUUUUGAAAUUUAUUUUUACUUUAAUUUUUAGUUGGUAUAAUAGUUAAUAAUGAUAGAUGGUAAAUUUAUUUAUGUAAUAAUAAAAGUUGUAUUGUCUUUGUAGUUUUAAGUGUCCACAAAUUUGUAAUGUUAAAGAGACAUAAAUAAAAUGUAGUAGAGUAAC
Messenger RNA from Cydia fagiglandana, 6401 nucleotides. RefSeq lists its product as uncharacterized. Gene Ontology annotation, cellular component: endoplasmic reticulum membrane; nucleus. The transcript has 23 exons. Gene Ontology annotation, molecular function: DNA-binding transcription factor activity; sequence-specific DNA binding. The record is from RefSeq and is a predicted model, not a curated record. The coding region runs from base 44 to 3814 and encodes 1256 amino acids. NCBI's taxonomy places the organism in Eukaryota, Metazoa, Arthropoda, Insecta, Lepidoptera, Tortricidae. Gene Ontology annotation, biological process: positive regulation of DNA-templated transcription; protein autoprocessing.